This is a messenger RNA of Dromiciops gliroides (monito del monte), 1061 nucleotides long. It is a transcript of the gene SPATS1, whose product is annotated as spermatogenesis associated serine rich 1. The record is from RefSeq and is a predicted model, not a curated record. The transcript is spliced from 8 exons. Bases 105 to 914 code for a protein of 269 amino acids. Lineage: Eukaryota; Metazoa; Chordata; Mammalia; Microbiotheria; Microbiotheriidae.
CUUUCCCGGGGUUCUCCACCUUCCUCCCAGCCUUAAGCAGGGCUGGCUGAGCAUUUUACCAACUGCAGCUCCAGGUCCCUUGAUUCCACGGACCCCUUAAAGCAAUGGAACCCAACGGAUCACUCGUGCAGGGGGUGAAGGAGAAUGGUGCUGAUGGCAAUGUCAGUUUGGAGCCCAAGGAACACAGCCCUAGUGCAGUAGGUGUCAAGUCACUUCCGGAUCCUGUUUCUUCAUCUGUUGCUGAAUGUCACCCUUGUGCCUUGUGCAUUUGGAAUCACCCCAAAGGAGAUGCUCCUACCAAUCGUCCUGCUACUGACGCCAAGCUGCGGCCCAGCCUAUCACCUUCCAUGCAAGCCAUCAAUGAUAUUCUGGUAACAAAAAUUAGAAAGAAUGAAAAUCCAAAGGAAAUCGUCCUGCUCUAUCAAAAGGAUGCAGAAUGGAGUUUUUAUCCAAGGCAUGGGCAUCUUCAUACCUAUCAUAAGGGGAAAAAGUGUCAUUUCAAUGGUGUCUUUCGUGCGUACCAGAGAUGUUCAACAGAGAUAUCACUGGACAAAUGCUUUGGGAGAAAAAAAUAUGACAUUGAUCCCAGGAAUGGACUCCCAGAAUUAAAUCCAGGGGACAAGCCAUAUUUACGUCCAGAGGAAUGUCCAGACUUUUUCCAACAUGGAGCAGCUGUAACACCAGUGAAUUUUUCAAGAGUCCCAUAUGUAAAGAAAGUAGAUACAUUUAUUCCUCUGGAACCUCUGCCAAAAGAAUAUCAGUUGAGGUGCCACAUGACACCCAAAUGGAAGGACUGGCUGGCAGUCUGGAAAUAUGGUGGUGUGGGGGCUUAUAGAUUUGAGUCAUCCAUUCAAGAUUCAUUAAGCAAGCAUGCUUGCCUUUUUCUGCAAAGGAGAAGCAAAAGCAAAAAAUGAAUGAAAUAAUGGAAGUGAAAGAACUCAACGACUGGAAGCCAGCAGUUCCCUUAAUGGUUUGGAUGUUCCCCUCCAUACCACUGCCGAAACAAAAAGUGAUAACAAUUUGAGAAGCAUUGGACCCGUUAAGAAUAAAGCUUCUUCGGA